Molecule: messenger RNA, 1491 nt
Organism: Fusarium subglutinans
Lineage: Eukaryota; Fungi; Ascomycota; Sordariomycetes; Hypocreales; Nectriaceae
Product: copper-containing protein
Exons: 2
Coding region: 1-1491 (496 amino acids)
Molecular function (GO): nitrite reductase (NO-forming) activity; copper ion binding
Source: RefSeq, a predicted model, not a curated record
AUGUCUCGCAUGGUGACUACAUGCUGGAACCUUGCUCCAGUAACCUGUCAACUCUUUCCUGUUGUCAGCAGAGCUGCUGUUUCUACUGCUUUCAUAAGAAACCUCUCACUUCCAGCUAAGGGGGCUCCGGUGAUCGGCGCCAGAUCAUUUUCGUCGGACCCUAGGUUCAAACGUCGGGCCAAUCAUUCUCGUCUUACCCCAGCACUAGCUGUAUCCGCAGGACUUGCCCUCGGCUACUAUCUUUACCAAAGAGGUCCCCAGCCAGUAAAGCUGAGCCUAGUGCCGGAGAAGCCAGAGAAACCAAAAUGUGCUCAUUGCGUGGACAACAAGCCAGAGGUGAUCCAAGAGAAGCCGGUUGGAUGCUGUGAGGACGAACAAACCACUACGUACCAGGAGAAGCCUCUUUCAUGCUGCGUCGAUGAUGAGGCAUCCAUAGCCAUGGUCCCUGCUAUUGGCGGAGAUCAUAAGCACAAGAUCUUCGAGACAGUUGACGACGAGACAUUGCUCAUCUCAAGGCUCCCCAAAGAAGACGCGAUUCUAACAACGGCGCCAAAUGUCCCUCCUUCCAUCACAAGAGAUCAUCCAGCUCUUGUCAAGGUUCCGCUAGUGACUACGACUAAGCUGGCUCAGCUGACUAGCCAGUAUAAAUACGAACAGUGGACUUUCAACGGCACUGUCCCUGGCCCUUUCAUCCGGGCCAAAGUCGGAGAUGUCAUUGAGCUGAGCCUCACAAAUAAAGACCCCGCAGGUAAUCCUCACAACAUCGACUGCCACGCAUUCACUGGCCCUGGUGGUGGUGCCGCUGUUACUACCGCUGAAGAGGGUGAAACCAAGGUCGGUCGCUUCAAGCUCCUUUACCCCGGUCUCUACGUGUAUCAUUGUGCCGCUGCCCCUGUUCCCGUUCACAUUGCCAACGGCAUGUACGGCCUCAUGUACGUGCAGCCGGAAGGUAAUGACCUACCGCCCGUGGACAAGGAGUAUUAUGUUAUGCAGAGCGAGUUCUACCACGAACCACCAGAGGUUGAUGAUGACGGUCGACGAUCCGAAAUUGUCGAGUUCUCGUAUCCCAAUGGUCUUCGUGAAGAACCUCAAGUCGUUGCCUUUAAUGGUAGCGAGUCAGCCUUGACAAGAGAUCAUCCUCUCAAGGCUCAUGUCGGUGACGACGUGAGAAUCUUCUUUGGAAAUGCUGGACCGAACCUUACUAGUUCAUUCCACAUCAUCGGCACGCACUUCAAGAAUGUUUACCGAGAUGGCGGCGUGACCAGCAACCCAUCAAAGGGCAUUCAGACCGUUUCUGUUCCUUGUGGUGGGUCAACUAUCGUCGACUUGAAGAUGGCUGUCCCAGGGACGUAUACACUAGUUGACCAUUCCAUUUUCCGCUUGGACAAAGGUGCAGUGGGUUUUCUGAAUGUUUCUGGUCCGCAAAAUCCCGGGGUGUAUCAGAGUUCUCAACCGCCAAGGCCUUGCGUGGGCUGCAAAUUGCACUCCUGA